Molecule: messenger RNA, 1342 nt
Organism: Anastrepha obliqua
Lineage: Eukaryota; Metazoa; Arthropoda; Insecta; Diptera; Tephritidae
Gene: Vamp7
Product: vesicle-associated membrane protein 7
Exons: 5
Coding region: 315-977 (220 amino acids)
Biological process (GO): vesicle fusion; exocytosis
Cellular component (GO): membrane; SNARE complex
Molecular function (GO): SNARE binding; SNAP receptor activity
Source: RefSeq, a predicted model, not a curated record
UUUGUUCAUACAACGCAAAAAUAUUUUGACUGUCAGUGGAAAAGUGCAUCUGCAUUUUUUAUUUUCUUCGAAUUUAGUAUAAUGCAAUUUUUUGCUCAGCAAUUAAGUAAGCAAACUGAGCAUUCUUAAAGCAACACAGAAAGAAGCAAAGGAAAAAUAUAUAGAGCGGUACUGAAUUAUUACCAAUAAAUUAUUCUCGCUGAUAAAAUUCAUAGUGCUUAAGUAACCGAGUGGCUUCUUGGAGUGACCAAGUUUACGCCGAAGCUGGAUCUUCCUGUCGCUAAUACCAAUACGAGAACCAACAACAUCACAAAAUGCCUCUUCUUUAUAGUGUAAUAUCUCGAGGUAGCACGGUGCUGGCUAAAUACGCCGAAUGUGUGGGUAAUUUUGCAGAAGUCACCGAACAGAUAAUCUCGAAAAUAGGGAUAGAAAAUCACAAGUUGACUUAUUCGCAUGGAGAAUACUUAAUACAUUACAUUUGUGAGAAUCGCAUUAUAUAUAUGUGUAUUACAGACAACGAAUUCGAUCGUACGCGCGCCUUCCUUUUUCUUGCUGAUGUCAAACAGAAAUUUAUACAAACUUAUGGACUACAAGUAGCGACCGCUAUUGCAUAUGCAAUGAAUACGGAAUUUUCAAAAGUUCUAGCGGAACAGAUGGCACAUUUCAGUGAAUCGCGCGAGGUGGACAUGAUUUCAAGAGUGCAUGGACAAAUUGAUGAAUUGAAAGAUAUUAUGGUAAAAAAUAUCGAUAGUCUCCGCGAUCGAGGUGAAAGACUGGAGUUGCUCGUUAAUAAAACCGAUAAUCUUAGUAAUAAUUCCGUUGCAUUCCGCAAAGCUUCUCGAAAUUUGGCACGACAAAUGUUCUGGAAAAAGGUUCGCGUCUACGUCGUGGUAGUGCUUAUAAUAAUUUUUGUUAUCUAUGUGAUCAUAAGUAUGUCUUGUGGUGGCCUGGCAUGGCAGAGUUGUAUUGCAAAUUGAACAAAAAAAAAAAUGGAGAAUAUAAAAAGUUCGACAUAAAAUAUAUAUCUCGAUAUCUCGUCAAAUAUCUUUAGUUACUACGUUUGCGACCCGCAUUCAUAUUCAAUUAAUUUUUUUUUUGUAUCUGUAAUCGUUAUUUAUGUAUAUGCUUCUUUUUUAUUAAACAGCACAUUUGUUAAUCGGCGAAUGCACGAGACGAAUCAUUGACAAGGUUCAGUGCAUGAAAAAUAAUCCAAUAUUCAUUUAUAUAUUUAAUCAGAGAAUGUAUUUUUGGUACAUACACACAUAUGUAGGCAAGUAUGUGCAAAUUAAAAAUAUAUUUAAUUAAAUAAAAAUUAAAACAAACAAUUUCGAUUAAAUAUUAA